Messenger RNA from Nerophis lumbriciformis (worm pipefish), 486 nucleotides. The record is from RefSeq and is a predicted model, not a curated record. Lineage: Eukaryota; Metazoa; Chordata; Actinopteri; Syngnathiformes; Syngnathidae.
AUGGAGUGGUUCCACUGCAACAAGUGCUUCGUAACAAGAGGAUUGAAGUUUGUAUUGUCGUCCUGUGGACACAUCUGCUGUGAGGCCUGCAUUAUUACACCUGAGCAAUGCGGCGCAUGUGGAAGCAGCUGUAGUUACAUUGCCAUUACAGAUCAGAUGAAACCACGGGACAGCGUGAUUUUCAAGGAUCCCGUGAAGCUCGUCCAGUCACGGCUAGGACAAAUUUCACAGAUUGCAAGUUUUCAGCAGGCACAGAAAAGAAGAACAAUGGAAUACUUCAAGCACAAGUCAGUUACACUGGAAAAGAAUCUUAAAGAGCUCACUGAACAGAGUUACAGACAAGUGGCUGAAUUGAAAAGAGAGAAUGCCGAUUUAAGAAAGGAAAAUAUGGAUCUUAAAAGCGAGAUAGCAGAGCUCAAAAAGCCUCUUUCACAGAGAAGGCGUUCAAAGGAUCUCUCUCCCAGUGUGCGUCACUUCUCCAGGUAA